Scophthalmus maximus (turbot) is the source of this 1878-nucleotide messenger RNA. RefSeq names its product putative protein TPRXL. The transcript has 3 exons. Bases 158 to 1294 code for a protein of 378 amino acids. The record is from RefSeq and is a predicted model, not a curated record. Lineage: Eukaryota; Metazoa; Chordata; Actinopteri; Pleuronectiformes; Scophthalmidae.
CUGGGCGUUGAGGAAGCUGUGGCCACUUUCAGGGAGGGCAGCUGGGUGCAUGGUAUUAAGAAAGAGGGGAACAGAAGUAAGAAGUUAGCGACUAAUCUAACUUUGGAGAGGACUGAGAUCAACACAGCAGCACUACAGGGUUCCUGUACCAGACAAGAUGAAUAAAGGCUCUACUGUUUCUAAUGGCGCUGUUAGCCCGGCGCGUGUCAGUGGCAGCCAUGCUGCGUGUGGCCAGAUGAGCGAGGAAGUGUCUAAUGCGAAUCAUGCGAGCCACAGAACAGAGAACGGAGACUGCGAGGCCACACAAAGGCCGAGACCAGCCAUAAGACACAGCAGCCAGGAGACCAGAGAGGGCCCUUCGUCACCGGUCUCCAUCUCCAGUGUGACCCCCAGUGCUCCUCAGCGACGGUGGUCAGCGGACUUCAGUAAGUCAGGGACCCCGCCUGUCAUCAUUGUGAGGAAGAAGAAGAAGGAGCCACAGCCUCCUCAGCGGGGAGUGUCUCUUCUCGCACCUCACACAGCAUCCGAAAGGUCAUUCAAACGUUACUCCUGCCCCCCCGUCGGAAUCUUUAGCUCACCGAGCCGGUCCUCAUCGUCGUCCUCCUCCUCCUCCACCUCCUCCUCCUGCUCCUCUCCUCCUACCAUGCAGACUUCUGUAAUCACCGGCCGUGACCCUCUUGGCUGGAGGUUGCGCCCCAAGUCCCGCUCCACCUCGCCCUGGGCUCGAACCAACAGGCUGUCUCUGCAGAUUCCACUCCCUGUCGUCUUUCCCGACCCCAAAUCCGGUCCUGGCUCGACCUCUAAAUCAGAUAACACUUUCAAUCAAGACCCUUGCCCUAAAACCAAACCCCCUGUCAGACCCAAACCAUCCCGUCGGCACUCAGACUCCUCAGCCUUCCUCGGGUCUCUGGUGAGCCCUCUGCCCGCGAUGACACUCCAGGAGCUCUGUGCCGUGAAUCUCCGCCCAGCUACCGGGUCAGACGAAUCCGAUGACGUCUUCGGUGAGGCGAACGGAGAACAGGCGGAGGUCGCCGCACAGAGAAGCAAAAAUCGACCACCACCCGUUCCAGAAAAAACCUCCAUGGCCCGAGCGAUUGCACAACUGAUUGCUCACUCACCUCAACGCUGUACGUCUGUCACCACUAAAUCUACAGAAGGCGACACUAGCACCAGAGUGAUGAAGCCGAAACAUUCACAUCAGGCCGAGGACUACAGCGACCAGCGUGCUCCAAAAUCGACGGGGCUGCGUCUGGAUACCAGGACCUCUCCGCGCUUCCCCCGCCGAGAAAUCUGAGAGAGGGUUUCUCAGAUCCUUCGGCCUCCAACACUGGCAGGCUGUGUGGGGGAUAUCACAGAUGCCGUGCAUGUUCAUCCCUGAGGAUGGGACGCCAGGGACCACCACCCCCCCCACCAAGCAAAAGAGUGUUGUUGAGUGUUUUGGUGUUGUGUUGUUUCCACGCUGUAAAUGUGUGCCGACUCCUCCCUGUUGUGCAAAUGUGACUUAGCUCUUCCUGUCCAUCACAAACAAGAAGUGCAGCUGUAAGUGGACGUGGGCUACAAAACCCCACAGGUGGAGUAAUUCCCGCUGACUGCUGAUGGAGCACGAAAUCAUGAAACACGAAAUUUCCCUUUAAGUUACUGGCACAUAUUUUGCCCGCAGCGUGUAUGAAAUGUGCCUCGUUUGUCUUGACGACAGCCCGUUACUUACUGUAGAAGACAUGGUAUUUUUUGUAGAAAAAUAUAAAUAGGAGCUAUCAUUCAAGAAAUGUGAACCUAUUAAGUAAAUUUAUAGUUGAUAAGUUAUCAACCGGAAAUAAACUAGUGAUCACUCUUUUUUGGGGGGUUCAUUAUUAAAUAAAUACAAAAUUAUUGGAGCCA